Messenger RNA from Mycena indigotica, 2961 nucleotides. Its product is annotated as General substrate transporter. The transcript is spliced from 14 exons. The coding region runs from base 1 to 2961 and encodes 986 amino acids. NCBI's taxonomy places the organism in Eukaryota, Fungi, Basidiomycota, Agaricomycetes, Agaricales, Mycenaceae. The record is from RefSeq and is a predicted model, not a curated record.
AUGGAGACCUUUGCCCACAAAAUCGUCGAUGACUCCAUGAACAUGAACCCCAGCGGAUCCGUAUUCGUCUACACGCAGUCAGACCAGCUGGUGACGAUUAAUCAUCUCGAAUAUGGUCGUGCUACUCAUCGCGCUGCCCAUUUGCUCCGUCCUGGCAAUGUUGGAAAGGACGGGGAUGUCGUGGCUAUCAUCGCUUUGUCUGACACCAUACUGUGGCAAGCUGUAAUAGUGGGGCUUAUUCGGGCAACUCAAACUCCUUUCCCCAUCUCACAUCGGAAUUCCCCACCUGCCAUUGCCCUACUCAUCGUGAAAAACGCAUGCCACAGAGUUCUUUCCACAUGCAUUACCCUUCGCUCUCUCAUUCAAGCCACCAAAGAAGAGAUAAGCAAGCUUGACUCUGACUUCGUGGUUGACUUCGAGGAAAUGCCGUCAAUUCAUCAACUCUAUCCGCACCUUGGAAUCGAAACGGCUCAAGACAUCUGCGAGCUGUAUCCGACUGAAAGUGCCUUCAAGUUAGACGAUGUCUGCCUUAUUCUGCAUUCUUCCGGCUCGACGGGGUUCCCCAAGCCCAUUCUGCAUUCUCACCGAGGAAUAAUGCAGCGUGCCAAUCUUGGCCAAGUAACGGAAAUGCGAAAUUACUUCUCUCACCCCAUCGCAACCAUGCAUCUGCCUGCAUUCCAUCUCGCGGGCCUGAUUGGACAUCUCCUGCAACCCAUCUUCGCCAACAUUCCAGCGGCUGUAUUCCCACCAACUGCGAUGUCUCGAGAGCAGGUCCCCAUGAUACCAACGCCAGACAACAUCCUGCAUCACGCCCAGCAAACAAAUUGCAAGGUCAUAUUCACCUUUCCAUUUCUGUUGAUCGCGUGGGCAAAAUCUCCAGAGUCAAUGGAGCUUCUGAGAAAGUAUGAACUGGUCUGCUAUUCCGGCGGUUUUCUGCCCCCUCGCAUCGGCCAACGAUAUGUGGAGGCGGGCAUCAACCUGCGAAGCGUUUACGGAAUGACCGAGUUCGGGAGCAUCAGCUCUCUUCUCCCCUUGCCUGGAGACGAAUUGGACUGGGAAUGGUUCCGUAUUCUGGAUCGCGCAACAGUGCGUUGGAUACCUCGUGGCAAUGAGACCUUUGAAUGCCAUGUUCUGACAACGUCAAAUCAUCAGCCUAGCGUGGAAAAUCUUGACGGUGUCAAAGGAUUUGCCACAUCUGACCUCUUUAUGCAGCACCCAACGAAGAAACAUCUCUGGAAAAUGUUGGUUCUCGGUCGGGCAAACGACGUCAUUGUACACACAACGGGGGAGAAAACGGUGCCUCAACCCAUCGAAGAGAUCAUCAACAGCAGUGCCCUUGUAAAUGGUUCUGUGAUGUUUGGCCACGGCCAUGACUGUACUGGGAUCCUCAUCGAACUGACUCCGCAGUAUCAAAUUGAUAUUGAAGACCCAGUGCAAGUUGCUGAGCUCCGCAACAAGCUCUGGCCGAUUAUCUCUGAAGCCAACGACAUUGCACCCAAGUUCAGUCGUAUUUUCAAGGAAAUGAUCAUUAUUGUGGGGUUAGUAAAGCCUUUGCCGCGAGCCGCGAAAGGAACGGUUAUGCGGGCUGCUGCAUUGGAAGUAUAUGCAGAAGAAAUCGAGGCCAUUUAUGAAGCCAUCGCCGCUCACUCGAUUGCCUCCGAAUUCCCUGUUGUUCCAACAAAGGCUUCAAUUUCAUUGUGGCUUGUUCAACUCGCGUCUGAUCUUGUACCCCAAGCAAUCAUGCCCGAGAGCAACAUAUUCGAGCAAGGAUUCGAUAGCCUCAGCGCGACUAUUCUUCGUCUACGUGUCAUAGCCGCGCUGAAAAGCAACCCAAACCUUGUCUACACAUACCCAGAGAUCUUGGGACUAGCCUCGUUCCUCGUCGACGCAAUUUCCGGCCUCGUUGAGAAGCAAAACACAUCUACCCGUAUCCAAGCACUCUUCGACCGGUACACAGCGAAUCUAAUCCCCUCUUCUACGACUAUCGCCAAUGUGGAAAUUGUAACAGUCCUCUUGACCGGUUCAACUGGAGGCCUGGGCUCAGAAAUACUGUCACAAUUACUCCAAGAUCCGCGAAUCACAAAAAUAUAUGCGUUGAAUCGGCCCAUGCACACCAAAGGCUCCUUGCAACGACAGGCCGAUGCGUUCCACGUGCGUGGACUAGACAUAACUGGCUUGAAUGCACAGAAGCUCGUGUUCAUUGAGGCUCAUGCCCAUGAGCCUGACCUGGGCGUUGAUGUUGGGCUGUAUAAAGAAUUAAAAGCCUCUGUUUCUCAUAUAAUCCACAACGCCUGGUCAAUCGACUUCAAUGCGUCGUUGGCCUCUUUCGAGCCUCAUCUCCAAGCUACGCGAAAUCUAGUCGAUCUCGCACUCUCCGGAAAACGAACACCUUGUUUUUUGUUCAUGUCGUCCAUCAUGUCUGCCUUUUCAUGGGACUUCGGAAGAGGACCUUGUCCCGAAGAUUUCUUGCCGUUGUCGGAUAUCGAGACGUGUGAUUGUAGCUCGAGCACGGGAUAUGGGGAGAGCAAGUUCGUCGCGGAGCAGAUCGUUCGUUGCAAGCGAUUUAAGUGGCAGUUGUGUACGGUUGGGUCAAAUAUGUGGCUCUCGCUCAACAGGCGCAUGGACAACGACGGAUUGGCUGCCGAUCUUGGGGUGAGUGAUUCAAUCCAACUAAAACCCUUACUUACUCCGGAUGAGAAUGUUGAUUGGAUUGACCCGUAUACCUGUGCAACCAAGGUUGUAGAGUUGCUAUUUGCAACAACGCCGUCCGCACCCGCCAUGCACAACUUUGUACACCCCCAACCUGUGGCAUGGGCUACUGUGGCUCAGUUUUUAUGCGAGGCUAUCGCCUUGCAGUUUGACAAGACACUGGAGCUAAUUCCGUUUGACGAUUGGCUCGCGGAGCUUGAAAAGCUCGGUCUCCAAGGCGCAAUUGACAGAAAGGCUCUGGUCAGCACCUAG